Molecule: messenger RNA, 4708 nt
Organism: Pocillopora damicornis (cauliflower coral)
Lineage: Eukaryota; Metazoa; Cnidaria; Anthozoa; Scleractinia; Pocilloporidae
Source: RefSeq, a predicted model, not a curated record
CUUCACUCUAACAUAGUAAAAGAAUUCAGUUAUGCCUCAGCGAGUGCCUUUCACUAAAAGAACGAUUUCAGCGUUUAUUUUCCUCGGAAUUAUCUGGGGAACUUUUCCUUUGGUGAUACACUGUGCAAUUCGUUUCAUCUGUGGCAGAGAUUCACCAGCACUUAUUUUUGUCUUUCGUACUCCAGGAGCCGUUGUUCUCUAUGUUGGCUCGUUUGUAUUCCUCUCGCUUGGAAGCACCAAUAACAGGGAGUUACUCCUUAACAACUUCAAAAUCGCGAGGAAUUACUGGAUGUUUGCUGUAAUGGGUUUGAUUCAGUUAGCUCUACCUUACAUUCUAUUUACGUACGGAUUGAAAGUCUUGAGCCUAACAACUGGUGGUGUCUUCAUUACAUCAGUUCCGCUGUUCUCCAUAGUGUUAGAGAGGUUGCCUUUUGUACAGAGCACAUACAUGUACUCGAUAUCCAAAUGCAAGCUUGCUGCAGUAUUGUCUAUUGCUCUAGCUGGAAUUACUAUGGUCUCAGCAGUAGGCAUGAACUUGGCACAAGAUUGCGGCAGUUACUGUGACCAGAGAGAAGAAAAACCUGAGGAAGAUACCUCCCCAGAGGUGGCAUUAAGGAACAGCAAUUUUAGGAACUUACAGACAAACUUACCUCGCACAGUGCAAAGAUCUUGCACUCCAUUCUCAGUCAUGGAAUUAACAGGAUCUUUACUGGCCCUUAUAGCAGGAUCCAUCUCAUGGUCAAUAAGCUCAAUAUUUUGGCACUCCAACAGAGGAAAUAUUCAUUCAGUUAGUGGCGGUAUUGGUAGCAAUAUUUUUGGAGGAAUGUUUGGUCUUGCAUUAUUUUUUGUGAUUCAUCAUGGAGAUUGUAAGAUCAACUGGAACUGGAGUGAUCCUAAAUCCAUUUUUUACUGCAUACUUUUCCUUGUGGUGAUGUCUGACUGGCCAAUAAGUUUUGUGUCAGAUUUUAUAAGAAGAGAAAUUGGUGCUGUGGUAGUAAAUCAAGCUCUGUGCCUUGUACCAUUGAUAGCUUUGUCAGAGGACUGGUUGUUUGUUCGACGACCGGAGGCAGUCAAUGCUUUACCAUACACAUCUAUAAUUAUGGAAAUUAUUGGUGUUGUGUUUGUGGUUUCAGCUGUUGCUAUCUCCACUGUAGAAUUUACAUGUAACAAUCGUGAAAGCGCCAUCCGUUCACCACUCUUAAGUGAACUUAGUAUGCAGAAGACUGUGGAAACGUCAUAUUUCCUGAACGUUCGUCAAAUUGAAGACAGCAUGACCUCUAGUUACCUUGAACAGCUGCGGUCAAACUCUGGUAAAAGUGAUCCCUUCCCUCCCCUGGUGGAGAUUUCAGACCAUUAGCGCACAUCAGCAACAUCCACAACAAAUUCAUCCUCACAAAAACAUGUUUGCAGUCAGUUCUUCUUAACUGCUUACUAAAAGGUUGCAUUGACGGCAAUAUACAUCCGCACGUACUUUAAUUUCUCUUCUACAAUCUUCUCUGUUGCAUCUGCGACUCGCUUCAUACGUGGAUUGUCAGGGAUCAAACAAAAUAUCUUAAUUUAGUAUAUAAAUAGUGUUUUCCGCGCACGCUUAUUGGUUAGUUCAUAAGUGAUUAUUAUGCACUGUUCACCUCCGAGCAGCCGGAGACACGAAUCCCGCGUCAAGAGUUCAAUUUCGACCAUUUUCAGUAUAUAUUGACCAAAAUAAACUCAUGUUUGGUUCGUGUACGUUACACACUAAAACAGUAACCUGCUUCAGUGUCGGUGAACGUGGUGGAUAUUGACCUCCACUUAGAUUAAUAUUUGUCAAUUAUUUCUAAGAAUAUUUCCGUACUCUAAGGAGUUACGCCGGUCAAGAUUUUUAGAGUCAUGUAAGCUCUCUAAAGUGUUGUCUUAUGGAAUCAAAAUUUAAAAAAAAAAACUAAAGAAGUUAUAUUAAAUCACGAAAGAACGUGGAUAAUUGGCGAACGAAAUUGGGAUAGCCUACUACUCCAAGAGUUAAUUUCUUUUCUUAAGGUUAGUAUCGCACACUACUGGGAGUUUUUGCUUAGUUUUCGCAUGCUUAUAAUUUUCCGGCUCACUUGACGAAGAAAGCUUGGAGCUGGUAGGUUAUUGACUGUUUGGUCGUGUUCUAUAAGUAUUAACCAUUCAACUGCAGGUGAAAAGGAGUCGAUGUAUCUUAACAUAACCUUACCAGCUUUCUCUGAGUGGACUAGACGAUGCAUAACAACACAGUAUUUGGUUCUCGUCCAGUUGUGCUCUUCCCAUUAUCGGAACUUUAGGCGAUUGCCAUAGUGCACGACCUUACAUUUGUUUUACGUUGGGCUCAUGAAUUGCAGCGUAUUUUAUAACUACAGUGAUCUUAAGGCAAUAUUUUAUUUUCACACAGUGUAUCAAUUAAAUCUUAUUGAAAUCGCAAAAUAUGCAAAAAGGACUAAGUUAUUUUCCAAUAAGAAGUGGAGCUACUUGUAGGAUGUGUACUUUGUAGCUUUUUCUUCCGUUUGUAUGGUUGUCAUUCAGACCAAAUAUUUAGUUUGUAACGUAAUUUAUCUGACAAAAAUAUUAGAUUUCAGGAAAUUGAAAAAAAAAGACUUUUUUCCUUCUGUGAUACCUCAGGCCUUGUGUAAAAAUUUAUUGAAAAUUUAAUAAAAGAUAAUGGAAUAAAUUAAUAAAAUGCGACUAUUUAUUUCAUACUUUUUCGAUACUGAUUGAUGCGUUGGCGCGCUGCUCACUGGAGCCAGCGAAAGGUCUUGGCUGUAGUUUUGGUCGGGUCAAUACAGCGUGUGAUUUAUUUAGCAGUGAUAUCGAUGACUUGCUCUUAGCCAGAAGAACAGUCGGCAAAGAGAUCACCUAAGACCUGUUCAAAGAAAGGGGACAGGUUAUGUUGAAACUGCAGCAUUGUUACGAGUUGUCGAUGUAGAGCAGGGUUGUUCCUAGACAAAACUCAUGAUCGCCGGUAACAGCAACAAACUGAUUUAUUUCCACGUAGUUGACUUCUUGUCUUUACAGCACUAAGCUUCUUCACAAAUCUCUCUCUCUCUGUUUGAUGAAACUAUCGCCCUUAUAUACAUAAAGUUCAAGGAUCUAGAAACUUCUUUAAAGAACUAAAUUUAGUAGAUUAACACGGUUUCUAAAUUUGAAUAAUUACAUAAGAAAUAGAACGUUCCAGAAUGUUCUUAUACCAGAAGGUCACGUCUGGAUGACUUCGGGUUCUAGACUGUUCUAUAGAAUGUUCUGGGACUUCACUUGGACAAUUUUUCGUAACAAGCAUAAAGCUCAUCGAGCUUCAACCACACUUCGUCAGGGUUCUGUUGUUACACUCGAUCUGAGAACGACUUCACAAAAUAUCAUUAAACCAAUUCCUAGUGAUCCGACCAGCCUUGCGUGCACGAAACAUAAGAUAACACUGGCCUCAUGUCCAUCGCAAAAGUCAUUUGUUUUGAAAAUUGCGAUGCAAAUCAGGCUUCGCAGCUUGUGCGCCCUUUUGUUGAACUAUAAUAUUUAGACUUGGUAAUUGGUAUCUGGCGAGCUCUUUGUACAAGAUCAGGCGUCACUAGUAGACGCCUGAUUUAUUUCGUGUCAACGCGUAUUCAAGAAGCCGGACGGACAGUUGAGUGCGGAUACCUAAGGUGCAGUUUCGAAAAGUAAAUGAGCCCAAGGGAACUUUGCAAACCCCCCGAAAGGAAAAUUACAUUCUCGGUACAGAAUGCGCGUUGCUUAAGUUAAAACGAUUCGAGACCGCGGGUGCCUCAGAUAGUCUUUAGGAUCACAAUCACCUAUCUGAGAUAUAAAAAAGUGCAGAUGGACCAGUACGAGCAAACGGCAGAAACCCUCCAGAAGGUAUUGUAAAAGAGGCCAUGGAGUCCAAUAUUUCGUAGAGCAUCCUGAUAUUAGCAUCGAUAUAGUUAUUAAAGGAUGGAUCAUAACAGCAAUUAGAAAUCUCAAGAUGGGAGAUAUCAUGGACAGCAGUUGAUUUAAUGCAGAGCUUACAAUAGAACUGUUACUCCCACUCUUCGCCAAGGUGUGAACUGAUGAUCAGAACACGGCCAAUUCAAGUGACUAGACCAGGCGAAAAUUGAAUCUUUUUUUUAUCUCAAAGCGUAUGCACUAAAAGCAGUGAUUUUACAGAAGAAAUUUGCAAUGGACGUCGCCUGGUGUGUAUUAAAUUUCAAGUUCUUAAAGCAAAAUUUGUGCAAAACUGCAUACGUCUGUAGCGCAAUGUGUUGAUAGGGUGUGAAAGAGACUUCGUUAUUAUCAAAGUGCAAUGCCAGCAUAUUCAUAAGCACCUCGUAGAUCAUAAAGGCAUAUUUUAGUCAAAUUAAACUUUCUCCCAACAAGUUGUCAAUCAGACAGGUGAUGAAGACAAAGAAACCAUCAACUGGGGUAAUUAAUUCCGAAUUUUCAGACCACGCAGAGUCGCAGCAAUAAACAUUAAGAACUUGAAUUCAUGUACUUAGAAAAGUUAUGUAGCAUAUAUCGAUGAUUUUUUAAAACUGCAAACAGAAAACAUUUUACCACGUGAACUAUGAUUUUAUUAUGAUCAAUUGAAAUUUUAAAAUUUAAUGACUUGGAAUCAGCUGCCUAUUGAAAGCCCUCUCUUGUAAGUGUAAUUAGAAUCGCACAUCAGAUAUUUUGUCUAUUUUUGCCAGUCUAAACCAGCUAUUUCGCUUUUUUAUUUAUAGGGAUAAUAAAAAUAAUAAAUAACUUCAAA